Messenger RNA from Neomonachus schauinslandi (Hawaiian monk seal), 1341 nucleotides. RefSeq names its product A-kinase anchor protein 17A-like. Gene Ontology annotation, molecular function: RNA binding; protein kinase A binding. The record is from RefSeq and is a predicted model, not a curated record. Lineage: Eukaryota; Metazoa; Chordata; Mammalia; Carnivora; Phocidae. Gene Ontology annotation, biological process: regulation of RNA splicing. Gene Ontology annotation, cellular component: nuclear speck; cytosol. The transcript has 5 exons. The annotation marks the transcript as partial.
AGGCCCCGGCAAUGGCAGCGGCUACCAUAGUGCACGACACGUCGGAGGCGGUGGAGCUCUGCCCGCCGUACGGCCUGUACCUGAAGCCCAUCACCAAGAUGACCAUCAGCGUGGCGCUCCCGCAGCUGAAGCAGCCCGGGAAGUCCAUCUCCAACUGGGAGGUGAUGGAGAGGCUGAAGGGCAUGGUGCACAGUCACCAGUUCUCCACGCUGCGCAUCUCCAAGAGCACCAUGGACUUCAUCCGCUUCGAGGGUGAGGUGGAGAACAAGAGCCUGGUCAAGUCCUUCCUGGCCUGCCUGGACGGCAAGACCAUCAAGCUCAGCGGCUUCUCCGACAUCCUCAAGGUGCGCGCCGCCGAGUUCAAGAUCGAUUUCCCCACCCGCCACGACUGGGACUCCUUCUUCCGCGACGCCAAGGACAUGAACGAGACGCUGCCGGGGGAGCGGCCAGACACCAUCCACCUGGAGGGCCUGCCCUGCAAGUGGUUCGCCCUCAAGGAGUCGGGCUCCGAGAAGCCCAGUGAGGAGGUUCUGGUCAAGGUGUUCGAGAAGUUCGGGGAGAUCCGCAACGUGGACAUCCCCAUGCUGGACCCCUACCGGGAGGAGAUGACUGGCCGCAACUUCCACACCUUCAGUUUCGGGGGACACUUGAACUUCGAGGCCUACGUGCAGUACCGCGAGUACGUGGGCUUCAUACAGGCCAUGAGCGCCCUGCGCGGGAUGAAGCUCAUGUACAAGGGUGAGGACGGCAAGGCCGUGGCCUGCAACAUCAAGGUUUCCUUCGACUCCACCAAACACCUGAGCGACGCCUCCAUUAAGAAACGGCAGCUCGAGAGGCAGAAGCUUCAGGAGCUGGAACAGCAGAGAGAAGAACAAAAGCGCCGAGAGAAGGAGGCCGAGGAGAGGCAGCGAGCGGAGGAACGCUCCGCGUUGUUCCCCGAGGAGGGGCGGCCGGCCGGCGCGUGCCGCCGGGCCGCGGCUGGGGCCGUGGCUGGGGUCGGGCAGCCCACGCAGCCGCGGGAGCCGCAGGGCGAGGCAGACGGCUGGCGCGGGAGCCCUCUCAGGAGGCGCCGGGGUUCUCGCCAGAGGCGCCGAGGCCUGGGCGUUUACAGUCGGCGCAAGCGGGCGCUUGGCUUUGCGGAUGGGCCGCUCCGUCUGUCCGGGCUGGAAGCGCGCUGGUGGGGCCUGGACACCGGCUGUGGCGGGGCCUUCCCGCACGCGGCGCUCUGUGCGCACCGAGGCCCUGCAGCUUUUCCCGCUUGCCAGCGCGAGCCCCCGCCCCGGGCCUCCCUGGGCCUCCCUGGGGCCGCCAGGGCGUUUGUGUCCUUGUCUGUCCCCCCGG